Dermacentor silvarum is the source of this 759-nucleotide messenger RNA. RefSeq lists its product as uncharacterized. The record is from RefSeq and is a predicted model, not a curated record. NCBI's taxonomy places the organism in Eukaryota, Metazoa, Arthropoda, Arachnida, Ixodida, Ixodidae. Bases 1 to 759 code for a protein of 252 amino acids. The transcript has 3 exons.
AUGGCAUCCGUAGAGAAGCUGCGCAAGAACCGUGGCGUCGUCAGGGCCAGCGUCACGAACACUAUUACGCUCCUGACCGAUGAACUGCAGGUCUCCGUUCCCGAUGCCUCCCAGUUGAACUCUCACGUUACCUACCUUGUUCAGAAGAACGCGGAGCUCGGCAGCCUCGACAAGCAAAUCUUCGACGCCACUGACGACGACGCUUACGAGGAAAAACUCGAGGCAGCAGCCGAAUGCGACCGAAAGGUCUCUUACGCGGUGUCCCAAGCGCGGUUCUUUCUUCGAGAGCUUGCGAAGCAAACGACGACGACGAGUGCCUCAAGUCUGGACGCAACUCCACCGAAGGCCGACGCCGGUAGUGACCGGACCUCAGCAGAAAAUGAGUUCAACCAAGUGAUCCACAACAACGGUGCCCUCACCGACGUCGACAAGUUCACCUAUCUACGCUCAGUCUUGACCGGCGACGCGGCAUUGGCGAUCGCGGGACUUCCAGCAACUGCGAGCUGCUACAGUGAUGCCCUGGACAUUCUAAAGCGGCGCUUUGCUAAGGACGACUUGAUCAUUCAGGAUCACAUGCAGCGACUCAUCGACUUGCAACCCGUUCGAUCCCCCAAUGACCUUCGUGGCCUUCGAAGCCUCUACGACACUGUGCAGUCCCAGACACGUGCCCUCAAGACUCUGCGAGAGCAGUGCGACUCGGAGCGAACUGUGCACCACCGGAGACCUCGAGUCGCCGCUAGCGGAGGCAAGCCCGGGUAA